Gallus gallus (chicken) is the source of this 366-nucleotide messenger RNA. RefSeq names its product Ovodefensin A1 (gene OvoDA1). Lineage: Eukaryota; Metazoa; Chordata; Aves; Galliformes; Phasianidae. The record is from RefSeq and is marked validated. The transcript has 2 exons. The coding region runs from base 50 to 241 and encodes 63 amino acids.
GCAGCUCCUCUCUCUCCGGCCUCGCUCACACCCCAGCUCGCCUCCAGCCAUGAGGUUCCUCUACCUCAUCUUCUCCGUCUUCCUGCUGGUCUCCCUGGCCACCCCAGGCUAUGGGCUGAUCCUGAAGUACUGCCCCAAGAUCGGCUACUGCUCCAACACGUGCUCCAAGACACAGAUCUGGGCCACCUCCCACGGGUGCAAGAUGUACUGCUGCCUGCCUGCCAGCUGGAAGUGGAAAUAAGGGCUGAGGAGGAGCCCCUGGGGGAGAGGAGGCACCGCGGUGGCUUUGGGAGCAGCUUCUCCAUGCUCUGACCCACAUGUCAUCCCCUCCUCUCAAUAAAGAGAAAGAGAACAACAAAAACACGU